This is a messenger RNA of Mesorhabditis belari, 861 nucleotides long. NCBI's taxonomy places the organism in Eukaryota, Metazoa, Nematoda, Chromadorea, Rhabditida, Rhabditidae. The record is from the annotation of a GenBank genome assembly.
AUGAGUCGAACAACGUCAAAGAAAACAGAGGAAGAGCUUUUGGAUGAACAAAAGCAAGCGGUUACUCGCGAUUUGAUAAAAAAAUUUCGCAAUUAUUUGACAAAGAAAGAAAAAACAAAUGAUACGCUGAUGGCUCUACAGCAGAAACAAAAAGAUGGUGUCUAUAACCGAAAGAAUAAAUCACAAAUUCUUCCCAUGUUAUCCGAUGCUCAGAAAGCAUGUGAAGUCGAGUUGGAAACGUUUCGGAAGUUAUUGGGGGACAUUGAAAAGAUCCGACAAAAAGAGAACACACAGCGAAUGGAGGGAUUAGUUCGAAGGCACACCCUAAUGAGUGUGCUCAAUAAUCAAGCAUCAGCUCUUCCACUGUACAUCGAUAUUCAUUCUUCAUACCCUUCAAGUGGCGUAGGAGGAAUUCCAUACGCAGACUCACACAAUUUCAAGAAAGGAGAUUAUGUAGCUGCGUAUAUUGAAGACAAUUGGAUACUUGCAGAGGUUGAAAACUCAGUUCCGGGAGGGAAAUUUGGUGUCAAAGACAUAGAGGAUGAAAGCCACAAAGUUCAACAUGUAGUGCGCAGAAGAUUAAUCGGUCUUCCAUCUCAUCGGGCCGAUCCACUAAGAGAUGGUCAUGCCCUUUUCCCAGCCGACGCUAUCGUUCUUGCUUUGUAUCCACAAACCACUUGUUUUUAUAAAGGUGCCGUUGUGACUUCUCCAAAAGUGGCGACUGAAGACUACACCGUUGCUUUUGAAGAUUCGUCGUAUGCUGGUGGCUACUCUCCUCCACUACCCGUCGCUCAGCGAUAUGUCCUUUGUUAUCGUGAAAUCAAGAAGGCAGCUGGAAACAAAAGAAAAUGUGAUGAAGAU